GCGAUAACGGGGAAAGCUUAUUCUACUGUCACAACGCAAUGGAAGGGCAGGGGAAACCGCAUCUUUAUUUUAUUGCGUUCUCGAAAAAACAGCAUUAAUUCAUACUCCAAGCAACAAGCUGCCAGUGCCAGGAUCUAGCUGCUCUUCUUUUUCUCUUGCAUUGGACUUCCAACGCUUUUUUGAUUUGGGGACAAGCUGGGUGUGAUCGUCAUGAACAAAGUGUGGUUUUGAUGGCUGCAAAAUCAGCCUUUACUUCUACAAAGAGAUUCUAAGAAUUGAGAGGGAAAAGUCUGCUUGCAUAAUCUUUUUAAAAAGGGAAAGAGCAGUGUUGUGGUGGUGGUUUUUUUUUUUCCCCUCUUCUGUUUGGAUUUCUUUUUAAACUUAUGAAAAAUGGCAACAGCAGCAUGUGUGGAUCAUUUUGCAGCAGAGUGCCUUGUUUCUAUGUCCAGUCGUGCUAUUAUCCAUAGUCCCAAAGGGGAGCCUGAUCCCCAACCUGGUGCGGCAAUACCUUCUUCAUCAAAUGGGGAAGAUAAGCGGGAAGUCAGAGAAACCGGGAAAGACAAUGGAUCAUCAUUACUUGUUGUAGCUAGCAUUUUAGCAGAUCUGAACCAACAUGUCCCAAACUCACCUGCUCUAAGGAUGGAAAAAACAGAGACCUUUGAUAUCACAGAACAAUUACACAUUUCUAUUGCUCCUAAGGAGUUUGGGGAAGAAAGUGUGUCUUCGGCUGGUAAGCAUGGAGGAGGAAGAGCAGCCACACCUACUAGCCUGGCUGCAGUAACUGAGCCAAGCCCCAGACAAAAGAACAAACGCACGAGAAGCUGGACUGACCCUGGAUCACCCCAGAAAAAGCACAAAUGCCACUAUGUGGGGUGUGAAAAAAUUUAUGGCAAAUCUUCCCAUCUUAAAGCUCAUCUAAGGACCCACACAGGUGAACGGCCUUUUGAAUGCAGCUGGCAAGGAUGUAACAAGAAGUUUGCCCGCUCCGAUGAGCUGGCCCGCCAUUACCGCACUCACACAGGAGAAAAGAAGUUCAGCUGUCCUCUCUGUGAGAAACGCUUCAUGCGCAGCGACCAUCUGACAAAGCAUGCCCGUCGCCAUGCCAAUUUCCACCCAAGCAUGCUCAAGAGGCGAAGUGGAAGCAGCUCAAGAACAGGCUCUGUCAGUGACUACAGCCGCUCAGAUGCCUCAAGCCCGACUAUUAGCCCCGCCAGUUCCCCAUAGACCUACCUGCACUGGAUGUCAGCACUUUGCCUCCAAUACCUAACGUGGAGUUUUGUUUGUGUUGCACACAUGUAAAAAACUCUGUCGCUUCCCCUCCUCAGUUCCCCACUCCCUCCCGCCCCCUUUUUUUUUAAAUUAGUAAAUAGCUGCCUCCCACUGCAAUUUCCAGUCAAACUUUCUUUACCCAACCACACAAGUGGCUAUUCUAACCUCAUGGACAGACAGACUUACAUGUUAUACUUAGUGACUCCUGCUGUCUCAAUAUUUCACACAUUUUGCAACCAUUUAGAGAUCCUCUUGAUUAUUCUUUGUAAGAAAAUGAGAAAAUCUAAAAAAAGAAAAAAACCUGACUUAAUUCACCUCAGGUGUCAAAGUAGUUUUGUAAGACUGGAUUGCACAACGUGAGCAUACAUACACUUACAAAUCAACUGUGUUGGAUUGUGUCUCCCUUCUCCUUUCUCAGGGAUGGAUAUUUAUGUUACACAAUAACUACAAUGAAGACACACCCUAACUGCAGCCUUAUUCUGUAAAUAUAUUUGCACUCAGAAGCUUUUUGUUAGGUUCUUUCACACACUGGGGAAAAAAAACCCCAACAAACAAACAAUACAAAAACCAAACCAGUACUGGAAUGUACUACCAGACUCUUCCAUUGUUUGUUUUCCUGAUUAUAUACCUACACUGGGGAGUGUCCAAACAGGAGUCUUGUCUUUCUUCAAGCUGCCCUCUGCUUUUGGUAGCAAGCCAUCUUUUCACUUCAUGCUGAAGAUGCUCCAAAAUCAACUUCCUAUUGCAAAAAUCUCUGUGAGGUUGAUAAACUUGUUUGCUUAUUUGUUUCAUGCUAGAUGAAAUUCUGAGAAAAAAUUCUAAACAAGAUGCCUUAAGUAAAUAACCUAAAUCAUGAGGAAACAUAUUUACACUGGGUAACAUUUUAUUGCAGGGUGGCAUGGAAUCUCAGAGGCAUUCUGUCAUCACUCUCUCUAAGUUGUUAAGCUCUCUGCACUGCCUCUUCAGUAUGGGACCAACAGAUUAUGCAAAUCAAACCACACUGACUUGAACAAUUUUCUUUAUUCUUUUUUCCUUUUUUUUUUAAAUGAACUAUGGAAAUAGCAUAGCUGAACCACUGCCCACCAAAACGUUUAUCAAGGUACUUACCUACUGUACAGCUGUAUCUUAGCAAGACAAAUUGGCUAAGACAUAGUUUCUGUAUCCUGUUGCAUCACUAUUGUGGUCACUGAUAAAAGGAAGCAAAAAUCAUAAGGUAUCUUCUGACUGGAAAAACAAAAUAUGCAUUUUUUAAGUUUUAAAAUAAAAUGACAUUAUAGCUCAGCACUACUACAAGUUUCUCAAAAAUACACAUACCAGCAUAAAGUAAGGUGCUGUCAUUUCUGAAUAACUGCUUAAUAACUAAAAGGCAAUCUUUGCUAGUUUUCAAUAACUUUCAAAUAUCUGACACUAGAUAGACCACUAGGAGGUAGAUUUUUAUGUUUUAUGUGGUAGAAAAUAUAGCAAAAGACCAGGAGCAUUGUGAUGUACUGGAGACCUCACUGGCAGCAAAUAUACUCUCCUUGGUUUGGCUGGGUCUGAUGGUGCAUAGUAUAAAUACAGGUCCUUUUGAUUCAGGAAUUUUUGGGGUUUUCUUAUUUUUACUGUAGGGUAUAAAUACAGUUAAGUGUAGCAUGGUGAAAAGAAACUCUCUACGCCAAACCUGCCGUUUGAUAUCAAGUGAAUGCCUCCAGAUUCCAAAUGAACCUGUAUCUUGCUGCUUUGCAUUGAUCCAAUUUUGCAAGUUUUUAUUGUACUGUAUAUUAACUGUGAGGGGCUAAUAUAGAUUUCCAAGUAGUUUCAUAGGUACUUCCAUAAUAUUUACAUUAUUCCUAAUACUAUGCAUUCUAUUAGUUGUAUGGAUAAAUACUUAAAGACAGUUCAAAGUGCAGAUAUUUCAGUAUUUUUUUCAUGUUCAUUUGCUUCAGAUUUCACCUCUGUAAAAUCACAAUUUUCCCCUUUUGAAUUGGAAGUCAUGCGAGGCACAAUUCUACUGUUUCAUUUCACAGAAAAUGAAAGAACAUUGUAAGGGUUUUUUUGUAAGAUGAUGAAUAUUGUUGAGUUUGUGUGAUGAGUUGCCUAACCACUGUUAGUUAGGGGAAAGCCAGAUCUGUUUGCCUACAUAGAUUUCAGCUUUUUUUUUUGCUUUUUUUUAUUAAAUCUUGAUCUACUGAGAUACAUAAUUUUAACAGCUUGAUACAAUUCAGGUAACAGGAAUUCACAUUCCAAUCAUUUCUGUGACUGCUAAAAGUGCUCUUGUGCUGUAGUUAGUAAAGAGGCAUUUAAGAUAUCUAGCUAAAGGAAUUCUACAGGUCAGCUGUGUCUUGUGCACAUACUUCGAAACAAAUCAUGAACACUUUUCUCAUUAUCAUUAUACCUUAACAGAGGGAUUGGGGGAGGGGGAGGGACAGGACAAAAACAAAAGGAGAACUCAGUAUCAGCAAAAAUCAUGGGCUUCAUGUUCUAAGUUCAGUUUGUUGUGAAAUCAUUUUUUCCAACAAGAGCAUCAUUUAAUCUUCAGCAAAGGAGGAACUACUCCAGUCCAUUUAUCUAGGGUGUAGUAAUUCGUCGUGAAUCAGUAGGUGCAUUACAAAUAAGUUGUUUUAAUAGCCUGGAGAAAGAAUAUUCGCAUCAAGUUUUAUUAGCACUGAGAUUAUGGGAUAACCUAUUCUGAGUGACACAAGAACUAUGUAAUCUUUAACUCAAACAGUAAACUAAGCAUUUUAUGUAUAUUCUUUAUAGAUAUUACUAAUCUCCAAGUUUAAGCA
Messenger RNA from Haliaeetus leucocephalus (bald eagle), 4034 nucleotides. It is a transcript of the gene KLF13, whose product is annotated as Kruppel-like factor 13. The record is from RefSeq and is a predicted model, not a curated record. The coding region runs from base 391 to 1224 and encodes 277 amino acids. The transcript has 2 exons. Gene Ontology annotation, molecular function: DNA-binding transcription factor activity, RNA polymerase II-specific; RNA polymerase II cis-regulatory region sequence-specific DNA binding. Lineage: Eukaryota; Metazoa; Chordata; Aves; Accipitriformes; Accipitridae. Gene Ontology annotation, biological process: regulation of transcription by RNA polymerase II.